CCAGCUAGAAUUGAGCCAUACUCCAUAAUCCGCAUUCCGUAGUCGUCCCGUCGUUCUCGUAUUAGGUAGACCUGCGGAGUACGGAGUAGUGGACUGCACCCCCAUCGUCAGUAGUCAAUCGCGCUGCAACCGCACCUGCAGCUCGCUUCACCCUUCUCCCAGACAGGCAAUUGACAUUCUCAGGUCUCCUGCAGCGUCGUGGCAGGACACGGGAGGAAUCCCACGCCAGCCGCGGAAUACCAACUAGACACGUUUGCCCUGGAUUCUACGGUGCCACGUUCAAGUGCAUGACGUCCACCGCAAAGUAUCAAUGCCAGAAGCAAAUGAGGCAACUGGCACUGGCACGACGAUUGGCAAGGUGAAUGCACUCUCGGAUGAGACCCGACUUUCAACUGCAGUCUGCCCCGAGUCCGAGUCGGGAUACUCUACGACUACGCACUACGGAGAAUUCUGGAGAUAUCCCCUCGGGGUAGAAGCACUAAGCACAAGCACUAGCGGUGGCAAGCACCUAUCUCGGUCUGUAGACUUUGUAAACGAUAUGGAGUAUGGAGUAUGGAGAAGAGAGACAUGCUCCAUCGCAUUAGACUUAAAAUGAUGACCGGUCUGGAGGUUUACAUAAUUGGGGGACUUAAGUCAAUGGCGGGUGUUACAGCAGGAGAAAGUACAGCUUCAACAAGCAAAAAAAAAGGACUGGCAACUAUCAACAAACAAUCGGCAUCAUCAUCCUCCAAAAUGAUAAUCAAGGUGAAGAAUAUCGCCCGAGAGUUUUCCCAUGUCAUUUCGGCAUGGCGACUCUGACAUCGGUAGGAAUUGAAGGUAUCGGCCUACACGGCACCGCGGGAAUCGGCACGUCAAACAUAGUCAAUUGCGGGAUAAAUGAUUGGUUUGGCACUACGCAACUGAAUCCCUGAGUGAGGCGAACCGUUCUU
Molecule: messenger RNA, 929 nt
Organism: Aspergillus novofumigatus IBT 16806
Lineage: Eukaryota; Fungi; Ascomycota; Eurotiomycetes; Eurotiales; Aspergillaceae
Exons: 1
Coding region: 311-595 (94 amino acids)
Source: RefSeq, a predicted model, not a curated record